Molecule: messenger RNA, 645 nt
Organism: Arachis ipaensis
Lineage: Eukaryota; Viridiplantae; Streptophyta; Magnoliopsida; Fabales; Fabaceae
Source: RefSeq, a predicted model, not a curated record
AUGCUUCCACAAAGACGUAACGAUUGGGAAGGGACUACUACUAACAAUCCACCGCGAAACGAUGAUAAUCUAUUUGCUGCGAUUCACGCUAUGGCCGAGGCUGUGCGUGAAACGACGACUGCUACUACUCGAGCAGUUAACCAUUUGGGGGAACGUAAUGGUGAACGUAACAACGAUUAUAACGGUGAGAAUGGUGAAAGAGAUAUGAUGAACCAUGAUAGGCCUAUGACAUUAGCUACUUUCUUGAAAGUUAAUCCACCGAAGUUCAAAGGUACGAUUGUAGCGAUUGAAGCUGAUAAUUGGUUUCGUGGCAUAGAAAGGUCCUUGAAGGCACAACAUGUUUCGGAAGGCCAAUAUGUGGAGUUUAUUACUUAUAUGCUCGAAGGAGAGGCUGAGUACUGGUGGCAGGGGAUACAGCGAUUGCUGCAACAGAAUGAAUGUGACAUUUUUUGGGAUACCUUUAGGGACGAAUUCUAUAAGAAGUAUUUUUCGAGAGCAGCACGUGAUGCUAAGGAGAUGGAACUUAUGCAGCUAACGCAAGGAGAUAUGACUAUUGCUGAUUACGCCCGUAAGUUCGAUGACUUGUGUCGUUUUUCCAAGAUUUGUAAAGGGAACCCAGUAGAUUUGAGUAAUGUAAGUUUCUGA